Molecule: messenger RNA, 1785 nt
Organism: Geodia barretti
Lineage: Eukaryota; Metazoa; Porifera; Demospongiae; Tetractinellida; Geodiidae
Source: the annotation of a GenBank genome assembly
CUGGGUCAAAGUACAAUGUGUAAUACUGGGAAGUUGAGUUUUCACCUUGGAUCGAGGUAUAUACGAUCGAGGUACGAACUAUCUCUGAAGGCAACUGAGGUCCUCGACGCACAGGAUCUCUACAUUCAUUCGGAAGAGAGUUUUGUACCAUUCGUGUGGGUGUUAGCUGGAGUGUGGAUAUGAGCGUGUGGGACACGUUCUCUGCCAGUUUCCAUCUAGUCCAGGAGAAACUGGAGCAAGUUCUCGAUGACUCUUCAGCCACUGCUCAAGAGGAGGAACAGCAGGAGCAGUCAGUGGAGAGUGUGGACUGGUGUGACAAGCCAACAGCCUCGCUCCCCCUCCCCACCCCCCGGCCACGGUGGCGAGGAGAAGAGGAGGGAGGAGGAGGAGGGUGGGGGAGGGAGAGGGGAGAGUUUGGAACAGGCAGCGGCUCUUGAGGCAGCCGAGCAGCAGAUGAUCCUCAUCCAUGAUGAGUACAAGAAGUUGCUGAGGGAGAAAGAGGAUGAGAUAGUUCAACUGAAGUCAGUGAUACAUCAGGAACACGGCACUGCUCAGCCAGAUGUGGAUGGACAGAUGACGCGUAAAGAUCUGGCAGUCCACAAGGAGAUGGUGGCCGAGCUACGACAGCAGUUGUCUGGGCUGCGGGAGCAGUUGACCGACAAAGAGAAGGAACUUAAGGAGCUCAACGGCAGGGCAGAGGGGAAGUUCAGCCGCCUCAAGACCCAGGCCAAGACCAAGAUAAGGGAGCUGACUGCUCAGCUAGAGAGAAUGAGGGAAGAGCAGGGAGCCAGUCCACAACUGAACCUCUCUGCUACUCAGGUAUUGGACAGCUCAUUGCUUUCUACUGGAGGAGAGGAGGACAGUGGUGCCUCAGAACAGCUGCAGGCACUACAGACACAACUGACACAUACACAGAGGGAGUUGGAGGAGAGAAAGAGGGAGGAGGAAGAGAGAAAGAGGGAGCUGGAGGAGAGAAAGAAGGAGUUGGAGGAGAGAAAGGAGGAGGAGGAGGAGAGAAAGAAGGAGGAGGAGGAGAGAAAGGAGGAGCUGGAGGAGAGAAAGGAGGAUGAGGAGGAGAGAAGAAAGGAGCUGGAGCGAGUGAGAGAGGAGAAGAAAUCGCUGCAGCAACAAGUGGACUCUCUCCGAGAUAAACUCAAUGUGUCUGAGGUGUGUGUGGGCAAGGAGAGAGAGGAGAGAGUGAGGCUGGAGCUGAAGGCGACUGAACUGGAGGAAGAGUUGGAGACCCAGGCCAGUCACAUCUCCUCCGUCAAGCAGGCGGCCACUCAGUUGCAGAAGAGUCUAACAGAGGAGCAGGAGCACAGCCACAGUCUACAGCUCCAGUUGGACCAGAUCCAGUCGUCAACAACAUCACCUCCAUCUGCUACCAAUGUCACUCCUGGAUCACAGGAUGAUAUGGUGGGUAGUGAUGGAGUACCGUCCAAGCCACCAGUCUCACCAGGUCCUCCCGAUAAAGAUGAUGACCAUCCCUCAACUUUCACUCCUGUCAUGGCUUCAGGAGACAGGGGUUCCCUGGUGGACAUGGAGCAGGAGAUAUCUCGACUGGAGACUGCUCUAAAACAAAAGGACGAGCAGCUGUCUAGUUUCAAGACCAUCCUGGAGCAAACCCAGGCAGCCCUAGACGAUGCCAGGGAACGCGGCCGCAAUCUCGCUGGUAAUCUCGAGAAUCUCUCCUCAGAGCAAUCAUUGCUGACUCAGCGAGUCGAGGCUCUUUCCCUUGAGCUGACCGAGUCAGCAGGCUGCGCUGGAGACGAGCAGAGAGAGUGA